Penicillium chermesinum is the source of this 1491-nucleotide messenger RNA. RefSeq names its product putative homogentisate 1,2-dioxygenase. Gene Ontology annotation, cellular component: cytoplasm. The record is from RefSeq and is a predicted model, not a curated record. Gene Ontology annotation, biological process: L-phenylalanine catabolic process. NCBI's taxonomy places the organism in Eukaryota, Fungi, Ascomycota, Eurotiomycetes, Eurotiales, Aspergillaceae. The transcript has 7 exons. Gene Ontology annotation, molecular function: homogentisate 1,2-dioxygenase activity. The coding region runs from base 1 to 1491 and encodes 496 amino acids.
AUGUCACCCGCGGCAACUGACCUUGCUGAUCCAAAGGAGUAUCAGAAGAUAUUCCACUGGGCAGAAACACAGAAAGAUGGGACCAUCCCAUCGUUCCGGACAAGACGCAACGAUCCCUACAAGUAUCAAGCCGGGUUCGGCAAUUCCAAAACCCCAUCUAGCUUCGAGUCGGAAGCAGUGCCUGGGACCAUUCCCCAUGGUCAAAAUAACCCGCGCAACGUGCGAUUUGGGCUGUAUGCGGAGCAGCUUACUGCCACGGCCUUUGUCGCUCCACGGCACGCCAACAAGCGGUCCUGGCUGUAUCGAGCUCGCCCGGCUGUUGCUCAUCAAGGCUUUGUAGGCACCGAACUGCCAGACAAUCCGGAUACCGAGUCUAACUUCCUCCCGUUGAACCCACGUAUCCAUGUCUCCCCAACGCAGCUCGCAUGGCACCCGUUCGAGAUCCCGGACCGUGGCGACGUCGACUUUGUGUCCGGCCUCAAGACAAUCGCCGGCUCAGGAGACCCAACGUUGCGCGAGGGUCUGGCAACCCAUGUCUAUGUUGCGAAUAGCAGCAUGAAACAGAAGGCGUUUGUGAAUUCGGACGGCGAGUUCCUGAUCGUCCCGCAACAGGGCGCUCUGGAUAUCCAAACCGAAUUCGGUUCGCUGUUCGUCCAGCCGGGUGAAAUCGCGGUGAUCCAACGUGGUCUGCGGUUCCGGGUCGAGAUCCCCGAUGGCCCAUCGCGGGGAUACAUCCUCGAAGUCUGGGGCACCUGCUUUGAGCUCCCGGAAUUGGGUCCCUUGGGCGCUAAUGGCCUGGCUAACGCUCGUGAUUUCCUGAGCCCGGUGGCUCAGUAUGAGAUCGUCCAGGAGCCUUGGGAGAUCGUCUACAAGCUGGGCGGGAAGUUCUUCCGGAGCACCCAAAACCACAGCCCGUUCGAUGUGGUUGCUUGGCAUGGAAACUAUGUCCCUUAUAAAUAUGACCUGACCAAGUUCGUCAAUGUUGGGUCGAUCUCGGUGGAUCACAUUGAUCCCUCGAUUUUCUGUGUUCUUACCGCAAAGUCUCGCGAUCUUACAGCGCCACUGGCAGAUUUCCUCAUCUUUUCUCCGCGUUGGGAUGUCGCAUCGCACACCUACCGACCGCCCUACUACCAUCGCAAUGUUGCCUCAGAGCUGAUGGGCCUCAUUUACGGUAAUUACGGUGGACGGUCCGAUGCCUUCAAGCCGGGCAGUGUAUCGUUUGAAUGUGGGAUGGUGCCUCAUGGCGUGGCGUACGAAGAAUUCAAAGCUGCCAGUGACCACCCACCGCCUGUCAUGCAAAUCUCCCAAGCGUCGAUCGCCUUCAUGUUUGAGUCCAGCAGGCCGUUCACUAUCACGGACUACGCAUGGAAAAGUAACAAAAAGCACGAGCAUGAGCCUAAAAUGUGGGAUAGCCUGGUGGACAACUUUUCGAAGCAUGCAGCAGAAGUUGAAGAGCUUCUUGCCAAGGCGAAGAACCUGGCGGUGGCCUAA